AUGAGCCUCAGUAUGAACGUGGACGCUGGCGGUGAUCAAAUCCGAGCUCAUGCGGAGCGGUUGCUGAGCGAGGUGAAGGAAGAGAAUUUGGCGGAGUUCCUCCACACGCUGCACCACCUCCACUCCCCUCCACCGACGUCUCCCCAAUAUGCACCUCUGGGUAUAAAGCCCCUCGACGACAUACUCCGCAUCUCCCACUCCUUAUCACAUACAUCCACCACAUACACACCCCGCCAGCCCGUUCUCGAAAUCACCUCCCCGUCCUCCGCAGACGGCAAGACCCAUCUGCUCUACUACAUCACCGCCGUCGCUGUCCUACCAGGUACAUACCGCAACGUCGCUCUUCCCGGCCGUAAUAGCGCCAUCGUAUAUCUCGAUACCGAUUGCCGGUUCGAUGCCGUAAGACUGCGUGAGGUCGCGAAGGGGAUUGUGCUGGAGAGGGCGGUGGAGCAGGGGAUAUCGUUGCCUGUGACUGGAAGCCAUUACGAAGGUGGGAAUGGAGACGGAGAUGGAGAUGACGAUAUUGAUCAAUUGCUGCAUACCGCCCUUUCUCACGUUCAUAUCUUUCGCCCGCAAUCUUCUGCGUCUCUCUUGGCUACGAUACAGAGUAUAGAACACUAUCUGCUUCGUGGCACGGGCACGAUAGAGGGGGAAGGGGAGGGGAUGCAUAAACAUGCCUCGCAUUCCCGUCCACUCCACUCCAUCCUGCUCGAUAGUGCCAGCGCAUUUUACUGGCAGGAUAGACGGGAGAUGGAAGUUCUUAGCAUUCCUGGCGUGCGCGAGGAGAGGGCGCGGUGGGCCCAGGUCCAGAAUCAGAAUCAGGACCACAAUGAUACGGAGACAAAUACGGCCACCGUCCAAUCUCUGCUCCCACGCCAAAUCAUCCACGCCCUCCGCUCCCUACAGCAUACUUUCUCCUGUCCGCUCGUUUUCACCACGUGGGGGUUACUGCGGGCCAAGCCGCGCACAUCCUACAGCACAUCUCAUGUGGUCCCUGCAUCAACAACUUGUACUCCGCUGUACACAUCCCAUCGGCCUUCCAUUCGGCCACACCUACCCAGACCGUGGGCCUCGUUCCCUACGUGUAGAGUUAUUGUGCAGCGGGAUGUUCUAAGCGGGAGGCGCGAGAGAGGCAGAGAGUUGUGA
Histoplasma mississippiense is the source of this 1146-nucleotide messenger RNA. RefSeq lists its product with no specific name. Gene Ontology annotation, biological process: double-strand break repair via homologous recombination; DNA strand invasion. Bases 1 to 1146 code for a protein of 381 amino acids. The transcript is spliced from 3 exons. The record is from RefSeq and is a predicted model, not a curated record. Gene Ontology annotation, cellular component: centrosome; replication fork; Rad51B-Rad51C-Rad51D-XRCC2 complex. NCBI's taxonomy places the organism in Eukaryota, Fungi, Ascomycota, Eurotiomycetes, Onygenales, Ajellomycetaceae. Gene Ontology annotation, molecular function: four-way junction DNA binding.